Molecule: messenger RNA, 421 nt
Organism: Tribolium madens (black flour beetle)
Lineage: Eukaryota; Metazoa; Arthropoda; Insecta; Coleoptera; Tenebrionidae
Gene: Gemin7
Exons: 2
Coding region: 86-397 (103 amino acids)
Biological process (GO): spliceosomal snRNP assembly
Cellular component (GO): SMN-Sm protein complex
Source: RefSeq, a predicted model, not a curated record
CGUUUGAAUAAAUAAAAUCAAGGCUGCCAAUCGACGUACAUAACCUUCAAAGCAUUUUUGAAAAAGUGUUUUAUUUUUGGGCAAAAUGGCACAAGACAAGGUUUCAGUUGCGUCAGACUGUGAAACAGAAAAACAGGAAGCAAUGGCAUUUUUGCGCGAACGGUAUUUAUACUUACUUUCAAGUUUAUGUGUUACAGGGGCUGGAGAUUGUGAAAUAAAAAUGUAUGAAAACACGAAUGUAAAAUGCCGGAUAAAAGCGUUCGAUUCAAAUUUUGAAAAUAUUAUUGUUGAGGAUCUGCAAACACCCAUGCCUAUCCCGAUCAAUAAGGCGAUUUUGCGGACUAAUGAUUUAAUUUCAAUGAAGUUUAAUUGUGACUAUACUGAAUUAAUUAAAUAAAACAUUUUACCUUUUUUAAUUUUA